This is a messenger RNA of Alosa alosa (allis shad), 1854 nucleotides long. Its product is annotated as gap junction Cx32.2 protein-like. The transcript has 2 exons. Gene Ontology annotation, biological process: cell communication. Lineage: Eukaryota; Metazoa; Chordata; Actinopteri; Clupeiformes; Clupeidae. The record is from RefSeq and is a predicted model, not a curated record. Bases 150 to 950 code for a protein of 266 amino acids. Gene Ontology annotation, cellular component: connexin complex.
AGUCUCUAUAAGACAUUUCUCUCUUGGUGUCCAUUUUAAAUAUCGUGUUCCAAGUUACAGUGGUUACAGUGUCAUUUCAGACAGGAGAUCAAGCUGCUCAGCCUGCUUUUGAAUAACUCAGCAAAUCAUCCAGGAUUUGACCCGGCAAUAUGGGCGACUUUGGGUUCCUGUCCAAGCUGCUGGACAAGGUGGCAAUGCACUCCACCGUGGUGGGGAAGGUGUGGAUGAGCGUCCUCUUCCUCUUCCGCAUCAUGGUGCUGGGUGCCGGUGUGGAGAGCGUGUGGGGUGAUGAGCAGUCAAACCUGGUGUGUGACACCACGCGCAGGGGGUGCGAAAACGUCUGCUACGACUGGCAGUUCCCCAUCUCGCACGUGCGCUUCUGGGUGCUGCAGAUCAUCUUCGUGUCCACUCCCACGCUCCUCUACCUUGGCCACGCUGUGCACGUCAUCCACAGGGAGAAGAAGCUCCAUGAGCAGGCCAAGAAUGCCACCAGUGAUUGCACACUACUCAAGCGACCCAAGUACACUGACGAGCGGGGCCGCGUUCAGAUCAGGGGCGUACUCCUGCGCAGCUACCUGGCCCAGCUCUUCUUCAAAAUCCUCCUGGAGACUGCCUUCAUCGUGGGCCAGUACUACCUCUACGGCUUCUACAUGACAGCCAAAUUUACGUGCGAGCGCUACCCGUGCGCGCUUAAGACGGAGUGCUUCAUGUCGCGGCCCAUGGAGAAGACCAUCUUCAUCAUCUUCCAGCUGGUGGUGGCCUGCGUUUCCCUGUUCCUCACCAUCCUGGAGGGGUUCUACCUCCUCUGCAGACAGCUGAAGAGGAGAGAUCGCGCUAGGAACCAGCCCGACACCAGCUUUCCAAUGACCUAUCAGCAACGCAUUGACAUGGUGGACGCCCUGAAACAGAACAAAGCCAACAUGUCCUACGAUGGGGAAAAGCCCCUUUGAUUGAUGUCAAACAGACUGCAGGUACAGUAGGUUUCUUUCAAAACAGUAGCAUGAAAUGGCAGCAAGUGCUCCUCAGAAAACUCUUCUUCAUCAUCUCUGCAGGAUCAUGUUUUUCAGAGACAGGUUCUGGUACUGACACACAUUUAAAGAUGUAAUUAUCCAAAAAUGCGACACACCUCUUACUGCACUGUCACUGGUUCAUUUUGUGUUACUUGGUACACUUUAUUAGGUACACGCUUUAGAGAAAAGUUUUUAUUGCUGUCACAAGAAUAUUUUUUCAUUGGUUUGUUAUAGAUUGUGUGUCUUAAACCGCAUACUUCCAUCAGUCAGUAUGCUAGUGUGCACUGAGUGCUUACCUGUGUUGUGCCCACUUUUCGAUGGUUAGUAUUGUCCCAAUAUCUGCACUACAUACUUAAACUAAGUAUUUGAAGUGUGCAAAGUAGGCGGUUUCAGACAGUCUGACUAGGCAAAGAUAAGAAACAUAACUUAAGACAUACUUUUUUCUUUCUCAAGGAAACUUGACUGUCACAACAGCACCAUCCUGUGCAUGGAAAUAAACACACCCAUGAAAGUAAAAUAAGUUAAAAAAAAAAAAAAAAAGUAAAUGGGUAAAUACAUAAAUACAAAUAAAACAGAAAUUUCCACCCUACUGACGGAGCUGGAUUUCUCAAGUAAGCCUGGUCAGUCAUUAGGCAUCCCUCACUUUCAUGCCACAUCCCCAACACUGCACUGCAUGAAAAAAUGCACUAGACACUACAGACUCAUAGACCAUCUGCCACAUCUUGUUGCAUUUGUACUGCUACAUGUCUAUUUGUUAAAUGUACAGAGAGUUCCACAUCUACCACAGUCAAAUUCCUUGUAUAUGUAAGUAUACUUGGCCAAUAAAAAAUUAUUCUGAUUCUGA